Molecule: messenger RNA, 3185 nt
Organism: Paramuricea clavata
Lineage: Eukaryota; Metazoa; Cnidaria; Anthozoa; Malacalcyonacea; Plexauridae
Source: the annotation of a GenBank genome assembly
AUGGCGAAAUACGAAAGCAGUGACUCAGUAGCUGUCCCGCCAAAGCUGAAUUUCACACUCCCAACUCGGAAGGAAAUUGGUAAGAAUCGUUCCGGCUGGUCAAGUGCUGAGAUUCAGUCGCAAGUAUGGACAGAAAUUUUGCUAAUAACAGCAAAUGAUCACGAAUUCGACGCUUGUUAUUCGUAUAUGAAGCAUGUCCAAAGAAGUUGGCAUGAUACACUCGGAAUGGUGGAUUUUGGUCAAUUUGGCGAUAGUGUGAGAGUCGCGUUGAUGAAAUGUGCACAAGGACCGACUGAGGCUGUGAUAGCUGUGAAAAAUGCCGCUGACAUUUUGCACCCAAAAGUAAUCCUUUUCGUCGGGAUCUGUGCAAGUAUGAAACCGACAAAGGCAAAACUUGGCGACGUCGUGAUUUCUGCGAAAUUGGCGACUUAUGGAGACAAGAAAGUCAGGGCAGAUGGGAUAGUUGAGUAUCGCGGUACCAAAGCGAAAGUGAGUCGAUAUAUGGCUCGUCUUAUUCUGCAUGCAGCUGAUGGUUGGGAAGCACCGUUACAAGACCAGAGUAGUUUAAAAGUCGAGGUCCAUCGUGACGCUGUGAUGUUAAGUGGUCCAGAGUUGAUUGAUAAUCUUGAAAGACGUCAAGAGUUAUUGAAUCAUUUUCGAGACGCACUUGGUCUUGAAAUGGAGGGCGCAGGUAGGUAGGAGCCCCAACAAAAGGGCCAAAAGUGAGUGCGUUAACUUGUAGUUUAUGUGCAUUUAUGUCGAAAAUGAACUUACUUUAACGGCCUUCUCGACUUGUUUUUGAGUCGAAUUCUACAAGGGGAACGAAUAGCCUACAGGCCCCCUACAGUCUACAGGAUAGUGCUUUGUCAGACUAGUCCCUAGUCCUCUGUGCGCGCUUUGUAUUUUCCCCGUGGCGUCGCCUGUACAUUAAUAGGGAGUUUACGAUCUACGACGCGGCCGGCUCGACGUCGCGCUUUUCAAAACAAAGAAAUUUGGUGUUUCCACAAACAAUAGUGUUAUAUGUUUUACCGUCAUACAAACUUACAAAGAACUUACAAAGAAAUUUGUCAUGCAAGACAAAAACUGUCAAUAAUUUGUGGACCCAGGAGUAUUGUCAACCGCGUUGUCAUUCUCAAGACAACGUUAAACAAGCGUUAUUACGUCUUUCAGGCAACGUGAAAGCUUAAUGCGACCCAAGAGGUGUUCUUAAAGUCGAAAUUACAGCAAAGAUUGCAUCGUUUCAGCCGAACGUAGCAGUUUGUAAGGUUAUUUGAAAAAGCGUCAAAUAUUUAUUACAGUAAUCAAAUUGCUUACCGCUCAUUCUUGAGCUGAAAUUCAGACCGCGUCGUCGAGCCGGCCGCGUACUAAUAAGACGUUCCCUCGAAACCCCGCGCUCCCAUUGUUUUUCCACUGAUCUCUAUUCCCAACUGAAGCGAUGAGGGACGAGGCAGCUAAGAGGCCUAAACCUAAGGGACUUUUUGCCCCUCAGGGUAUGUGGGGGCGAUUUUCCUGCUGUACUGAAAUUUAUGCCUAUGAUACAAGCAUCCACAGUACUGUUAUAUUACUGUACCAAUGCGGUAUAUUGUCAUUUUCGUUCUUAAAUUUUAGGUCUAUAUGCAGCCGCGCGUGAUCUUGGCAUUGAAUGGGCUGUUAUCAAAGCAGUAUCAGAUUUCGGAGAUGGAAGUAAUUCAGAGACAAAAGAUUGGCAGCCAUUUGCCAGUGUAAUGGCGGCAUCUGUUGUCCACAAUAUGUUCAAAUAUUCUGAUGUAAUAAAGCAAUGGCCUCACUACAGCAAAGACGAUCAGCCAGUGCCGCCGGCUCCAAGUAAUGGCCAAUCUCGUACCCAGAGUAUGCCCGUUCGCAGGUUAGAUGCAUGCUCAGCACCUAACCUGCGAACGAGCAUACUCUGUGUACGAGAUUGGGUAAUGGCAAUCAGUUUAGCCCGAUUUUAACGAAUAAUAAUUGUUAAAUGUCACUUACAUGGGUCAUUUUUAAAUAAAAUCAUAAUAAUAAUAAUAAUAAUAAUAAUAAUAAUAAUAAUAAUGGGAUGUGGUUGCCGACUAUAGGCCAUUUCUCCCCCCCCCCCCCAUCCCCAAUCUUUUCCGGAGUGUAGUUUUAACCGAAACUUCAAAAUUUGUUUCCCAGCGACGGAAAAUUUGUGUCGGCCAAUCACAUUAGUUACAAAAUUUUCUUUUUGCGGAAAAUUUUCCCGGAGUUAGGCCUUUACAUUCGUUCAAAUCCGGUGAAAAUAGCAGAGAGUUCGAAUUUGGUAUAGUGUAGCCCCGAACGCCAGUAUGUCCCAUUAUAUUAUACAUAUAAUCGAUGCGUAGCCGGUCUAUCACAGAAAAAAAUUCUGUUUUCCUAUAGUUGUUGUCAGACCAUUACGCGAAGUUCAACCCGCUAGACGCACAGACUAUUCGACUGGUGUUAAGUUUAAACAAGAUAUUGAUGAGUUUCUCAACUUUGAAGAUUCUGAUGAGUUUAGACAGGAAGUCAACUUUGAAAACAUUGAUGAGUUGAGAAAAGCCAACUUUAUAAAAGAUAUUGGGCAGGUUUGUCCCACUAGCAUAAUACCUGUGAUUGUGCAACUGCUCUGAUUGCAUCGUGAUUCAACUCGUAUUUAUGAAAGUAUUUUCAAAAGAAGUUAUUUUACAGUUUUAAGAGUCUUUUCGUUUUAGUAAUGCAUUUGUUUUUCAUUAUUUUCUUCAGUGUCAAUUUAAAGGGCGUAUGAUAAAGUACAAAGUGAAAAGAAUGUUGCCAUACCUUCUGACAGAAUGGUGGAGUUGGAAAUAUGAGGCGACGGCAACGGACAAAAAGACUGGCGAAUUUACCGUGAAAAGAGGAAAUUUUACAGAGAAAAACAAUGGAGUAAAGUGCGUUAUUGAAGAUCUCCUGGUGCAACUAAGACUACAACCUCGUUCCCAGUGUCUCACCUCCGCCCAACCCAUUGCUACGGAGAAACCCUGGUAUUGUGUUGUCAUGUAGGACAAUACCGACCAGAGGCCAAUAUGCAAAGACUAGUGGAUGAAAUAUAAUACGAAGUUACUUGCCUUCUUGGUUCUUAACUCGUAACUAAUUAUUAAUUGUGCUUUAUAUAUAUAUAUAUAUAUAUAUAUGUGCUUUAUAUAUAUAUAUAUAUAUAUAUAUGUACUAUUUAAAGCACGCGUAUAGGAGUGUUUUAUCAG